Messenger RNA from Euleptes europaea (tarantolino), 879 nucleotides. RefSeq names its product archaelysin family metallopeptidase 2 (gene AMZ2). Lineage: Eukaryota; Metazoa; Chordata; Lepidosauria; Squamata; Sphaerodactylidae. The transcript is spliced from 6 exons. The record is from RefSeq and is a predicted model, not a curated record. Gene Ontology annotation, molecular function: metallopeptidase activity.
AUGAAGGUAAUUAAAUGUUGUGGGGACAUCCUGAAGGUAGCCCUGAUUUCCAAGGACACACAGCUUGUGAGGCUUUAUGAGACGUUUGAGCCUAAGGAGAAACUUUCGCUAAAUGAAGCAUUUCAACUAAACAGCAUUCUUUUUAAGCCCAUCACACUACAUUCUGAUUCAGAUUGGAUCUCCUCUCACCUAGAACCCAUCCAGGAUUUUGCAUAGUUUUAUCAUGACCUUUGCAGAAGCAAACCAUCUCCCCAGAAGAGUCACAUUUAUAUCCAGCCCAUUGGUUCUUUUGGAGAUUCUAGAGUUAGUACAGAUUUCUACACAAGAUGGCUGAAGGAUCACAAUGGCCUGACUGUAAGAAUCUUGGGGCCAGAGCCGGUUUCGCACACUUAUUGUGCUUUUCGAGGCAAUGAAUAUACACACAAUCUACAGAUUCAUGCAGGGGCCCUCUUGAAAUACUUAAAGAAAAAAAGCAAAAAGGAUGCUUUUUGCAUUCUGGGAAUAACAAUGAUAGAUCUUUAUCUAAGAGACUCCUGGAAUUUAGUCUUUGGACAAACCUCUUUAACUGAAGGUAUGUCAAUGCUUGCUACUCCAUGUUUAGGCCACUAUAUUGACUGGAUAGCAGAGAGUCACACAGGUACUUAUAGAACGCCUCCCGGCUCACCUCUACAGCCUGUGCCGGCAGCCGAAGGCUGGCAGGAGGCUGCGGCAGCGUCCGGGCCCAGAGCUGCUGUGGCAGUGGCCGGGGACCGGCGGCCAGGCCUGCACGCCGGCGCUGGGACCACUGACACCAGAGUGUGCCUUCCGGGCGCCGACGAUCUGCGCGCCUGCCCUAAACGCUACAGGGAAGGCGCCAGCGUGCGAGUGAAACUGACGUGA